Molecule: messenger RNA, 6246 nt
Organism: Trypanosoma conorhini
Lineage: Eukaryota; Euglenozoa; Kinetoplastea; Trypanosomatida; Trypanosomatidae
Product: putative membrane associated protein
Exons: 1
Source: RefSeq, a predicted model, not a curated record
GCCGAGGAGCGUGCACGGAAGGAGGCUGAGGAGCUUGCACGGAGGGAGGCUGAGGAGCGUGCACGGAGGGAGGCCGAGGAGCUUGCACGGAGGGAGGCUGAGGAGCUUGCGCGGAAGGAGGCCGAGGAGCUUGCACGGAAGGAGGCUGAGGAGCUUGCGCGGAGGGAGGCUGAGGAGCGUGCGCGGAGGGAGGCCGAGGAGCGCGCACAGCGAAAAGCCGAGGAGCGUGCACAAUGCGAGGUGGAGACGCGUCGCGUUGAAUCCAAGGACUUUAUGCCAAACGUUGGUUGUGCGGCGGCUUCUACCGCGGAAGCCAAUUUGAAGCCUAAACGUCUGCUUGGAGUUUCUUCGACCCUGUCAGAUGAAUGUGGUCCCGGCUGUGGCGACGAGUCCGAUGACGAGUACGAGGCGACCUCCACUACAAGUUAUAGCACCAACAGUCGUGGGGUCGCGCAGGUUGAGAAUGACAACGGCCUUCUCUCUGGUGUAUCAGACAACGCGUCGGACUUUUUUUCCGACGCGAAUCCUCCACCUGAAGUCUUUGAGCAAUAUGCGUCGCAGGAGUUGCACCGGCUUGGCCUCACGGAGGCGGAGUUGCGCUGCCGGCGCAUCGAGUGCCAUCAGUACGAGACGAUACGUGAGCCCGGCCGCUGUUUGUUUCCGCCCGGCGAGCACCGGGAAGGCGAACUCUCCGCCGCAAGCGUGCAGCUCGGUUUCUUCCGCGCGAAGCAGGUGAUUAUCUCCAGCUCGCUUCCGCGCCAGAAGAAGGUGGCGGAGCGGGAGCGGCGCGAUGAUCCGGGGCAGCGCCCGUUGAGCACACUUCACGGCUUCUUUGAGAGCGAGCUCCUGCUAGACCCCGCCGUGACGUUCGAUGACGAGGACCUUCCACACAAUGCCCCCGCGGAGUGCGUGAUGACGGAGCGGGAGCUGCUCUCGGGCCCGGCGGACACGGCGGUGAGGCGAGCCCUGUCGAGGCUUUCCUUUGGGGACCCCAUCCAGCUCUGGGAGAGGGCCCGGGGCCACUCCUUCGACCUCCUCAAAGCCGGUGGCAAAAACUCGCAGCGGCAGCCGACGCACACCAGCGGUGCGACCGCGAACGCCAUUUGGGUCAGUGAGAUGGAUGCAAAAAAGCCGAUCACCGCCGUGAAGGUUUUCGCCGGUGGUGCCCCGCUACGGGUGGAGUGCACCAAAAUUGGCGGUCCCAUGGCGGACAUUCACGGGAGUGACGUGGAUCCGGUUAUUCUCUCCAUGGCAUUCUUCAGUGUGACGGGGAACAGCCGGAUGAAGGUCUCCGAGACAUUCUUCUUUGACUCCGCGGUUGACAUCUUUUACCCCCACAAGGAGCGCCAGGAGCUGAUUCAGCGAAACGAGGUGGUGACGUUUGUGCCGCGGGAGUUUAUGAGCUCACUGUACCUUAUCGUGCACGUGUACCGCCCUGCCAGCGAGGAAUUCGAGAACUACGUCGACCUCUACACGAGGCCUGACCGCUACAAGAGUCAGCACGUCGUCCCAAUGAAGCAGGAGACGCAGCUGCUCGCCAUGACCUCCGAUGCGCUUGAGGAGUUGGGCUGGGGGUUUGUCGCCUGCGGGCGGCGCCCAAGCGCACUCGCAGAGACGGUUUCAUUUAAAAAAUUGUACCGGAAAUCCGUUACUGAUGUUCAGCUUUGCAAGCUCGUGGAUGAUGAGCGAGAAAGAAACGCGCUGCGCACGGUCCCCUUUGAGAUUGAGCUCACAAUCACAGACUGCGCGUCACACGAGGUGGCUUUUCCUUCGCAGUACGCGGAACCGCUUCCAGAGGAGAACGAGACGAUGGUGAGUCUUUUAGACCCAGACAUCCCCGGGGCCCGGGCGCAGACCUACCGGUAUGUUCCCUGCGCCAUUCCCAUUCUCAACUCCGGCUUUUUCUCCGCAUACCAUAGCGUCUACUACUUCCGCCUGAAUAGAGUGAAAUUGCUGAACUCUGGCAGUCUUCGCAAGGUGCCGAACACGCACCGCACCUACCUGAUGCAGAUUUGCGUGAAGGACAAGGACAUCUCCCUUGGGGAGGAGGGACUACCACUGAUUUAUGGACGUGGAUUGUCAGGGAGGAAACUGGAGACCUCCGCGUGGAGCUCGACGGUCCAUAACAGCUUGGAUUUUGAAUUGAACGAUGAAUUCAAGAUCCAACUGCCCCUUUUCCUGACGGAUGCGCAUCACAUCUUUAUCACGCUGUACGCUACUUGCCAGAAGAAAAGUCUCCCCGUGGACGGUCAACAGAGACUGUGCAAGGUCGGUUACGCAGCCUUCCCUCUCUGUCGGAAUGGCGUGCUGCGCGUGAAGCAGGAUUGGGCGAUCAACUUCGUCUCCGCGGAGCAGGCUGUGGUGAUCGCUGCCGGUGGGUAUCUUAGCAAGUUCCCGGAGGCGCCGCGGUUGGCGCUGUUGAACAACGGCCUCCCUGUUUUACAUGCCUCAACGCAAACCCGUACGUCUGUCCACGCCUCGAAUGAGGUCAUUGCGGGCAUCCUGCGGGGUGUGACGCCCGCCUUGAAGAGCAUCUCACAAAACGACGAGGUGUUCGCAGUUUCAGGGACCUUAACGGCGGGCCAAGUCGCAUGCGAUGAUGCGGCGCAUUCCAAGAUCAUUGCCCUGAUGCGGAAGCUGCCACUUGCAGAGAUUCUCGCUUUUUUCCCACUUCUGUCGUUUUUCAGUCUCGCGCUUGUCAGCUCUCCUUCGUCCAGUGUGAGCUUGGACUGCCGCACGGCGGCGCUGGACGUUUUGGUUGACAUGACUUACAGGUCCCAGGAGUACGACAUUGCCACGCAGGCCUCGAGGCGGCGCCAGGGGCAAGAGUCAACGCCUGGACCCAUGUGGACCUCCGUGACGACAAUCCUGUACUAUCACCUCUCAAACAAUCUCCUGUACGAUGGGCAACGGUACCCGCUGUACGCGGGUGUGGCGGAGGUGUGGCUGAACUUGUUGGCCCAAGCGAGAACGGCUCCGGGUGCCCCAGCGCCGAGCACUUCGUCGGAUGGAGGCUCCAAUGCCCCCAGUAGCACCAAGGGUGGUGUGCCGGCGCAGCGGAAUAUCAAGAAGCAAAUGACGGAUCUCUCAUGGUAUUUGUUUGACGUCAUACUCCGCUCUGUGUAUCUGUCGGCUUUGGAGAACCCCAAUACACCCCGCACCGAGUUGUUUCAUCCCAGCUUCUACGCAGUCGUACAAAAACUCUGCACCGAGGUGCUUGACGUGCUUGCUGGCUUCACCGUUGCUGGAGUUUUGGUGCGUCGGGUCGCGUUGUUUGUGCGCAACCUUGGCAACUACUGCGAUCGUGGGCAGCUGCUGGAGGUCUAUCACUGCGUGGUGAAGUUCUUGGAGGACCGGGGAGAUAUGGAGGGGCUGUGCGUGUUUUUGAAAAUAACGCUGGAGGAUCCGGAUGUCGUGGGGUUAAUGCUGCCCUUGUCGGCCCACGCCAACCCCAUCUUUUUCACCCGCAUUUUGCUGGACGCCUUGUCACGCCUGUUACUUCACCGUGACCGCGACACAAGGGCGGCGGCGACGGAAAUGCUCUACUCCUUCCUUUGCGGUCUUGCGAACAACCCACGCGUUCCCGCCGCCAAUCUUCGCUGGGUGGCCUCCCAACUCUUCUCCCUGCUGCGGCCGCUGUCGCUGCAGUGGAAGUCGUAUUUGCAGCUCUGCGAGAAGGUGGAUGCGGCCACUGCCGUUGCCGAUAAGCGGCAACUCGUCGUGUGCAUGUUGUGGAUCACGUACUACACCUCUCGCGACAUCAUACGCCAGUGGCUGGCGGAGGAGACGGACAGCAAGGCCCUCGCCGGGUUUCUGGGGAUUACCACCGAGGCGCAGUCGCUGCUUCGCUACAACGCGGGUACCGACAAGGCAGACCUGCACGGGGCGAAGGGCACAACGAAGGAGUUACGGGAGUGGGAUGCCCGCAUGUCGACCUUUACGACGGCCAUGGGAUCGCGGAUGUGCAACAUUUUUCUCGAGGAUGUUCCGCACGUUCUGCGCACGCUACGCGACGACCAGGCAAACAUAGCCGUGUAUCCAUUUUUUGUUAUGCUGGAGAAUCUUCUGCACUUGGGAAACUCCACUGUGGCGCUCCAGUUCGGUUCCGCCGCCUUGUUUGAGGUUGUCUGCUCCUUGUUCCCGGAGAUCAUCAGUGGGACGGCGCGGAUGGGCAGCGGCAUGGUGCUGCUCGCCUUUCGCCUGAUGAGUAGUUGUUGCCAGUACGUCCGCGCAAUUGCCGGGCGAGCCUUUUUCCUCAUGAGUCAGUCGUACUUCAAAUGGAACCGGUCCCUCGCGCGAAUGAAGUCGCUUACCGCCAACGCAUUGGUGUCUGUGGCGGAGUCUAAGACGCGGGAUCUUCGUCUGGCGGGGAGGUUCAUUGAGUUCCAGUUUGACGACCUGCUAGAGCGCGCCCACGCGGAGGAGGAGCAUUACCGGGCACCCUCGCAGACCUACGACGAGCGCUACGGGGGCGACGGCCACCAGCCUGGCGGCAACUCUGGCGCGAAGUACCGUUACCGCGUCGAUCCCCUGUUUCUCUCCGUGCAGCGCCGCCUCUCCGUCCCAAAGUACCUGCUGGAAGGGGAAAAGAGGGAGAGGGGGGCGGACCUGCACGCCGGGCACGACGCUGCGGGGGUGUACGACAGCAGCGAGAAGACGCCGCCACGCUUCUCGGAGGAGUUUGCCGCAAUGUCUGCGUCUGCGCUCAGUCUUUUUCGCGACGUCUUACGACUGCAGGUGGACGACUCGAUGCGGUUCAAGGAGGCGAAGGUGUUUGCGUACUUCGAGGUGGUGCGCAACUUCCUUCGACAAAAUGCGCUUCGCGAGGUUCUGAAGUGGCUUCACCGGCUUCACAGCACGCACAAAGCCAACGGGGAUAUGGCGGAGGCGGGGAUGGUGCUCUUCUUCAUCGGUGCUUUGUGCUUCCGCGUGACGGAGAUGUUCUACCAGCUUAGGGGAAAAGACUCUCGCGGCGCACGCAUGCCGUUUGGCCUCUUGUCCUACGUCUUUUGGCACGACUACGUGCGGGUGUUGCCGGAGGUGGAUGUGCUGCUUCCCGUCGACACAAUCUACGCCAUCGUGUCUGGGCUCUACGUCUGCCCCGAUGAGGCCUGUUGCUCGGUGGAGGGGCAGGUGAAGGCGCUGAAGGAGGCCGCGGAGCACCUUGACAAGGACCACUACUACGAGUUCUCCCUCGGGGCCAUCGCCAUCGUGGACAAGUACCUGCGCGCCAUCGGCGACUACAAGGGGGCGGCGAUGGUGCACACGGCGAUGGCGACGUGGUGCACGGCCGUUGCCCAACAGGGCAAGCGGCGGAACCACCGCUACUUUCUUCUUUGGGCCCGCAUGGAGCGCGAGGAGCCGCGCAAGACGCGGCGGGAGCUGCAGGAGGAGGACACCGUGCUGGGCGAGCGGCCGCGGGGGUUGCCGGAGGGCCGGGCCAUUAAGCGCGUGUACAAGAUGCCGCCCGACACCCCGCUGAAGGAGUUCCAGGCGUACAGCAAGUCGUACAUCGACUCCCUCUUCGGGGACGCGAGCCUCGUCGUUCUCACAGACGACCUCGCCGACACCCUCCCGGCGCUGCCAGAGCCGACCUCCAAGAGGAAGCGGGUGGCCUCGCAGCACCAGCCGCCGAACCACUGCUGGGUCACCGUGUGCGAGGUGCAUGCAAGCUUUGCGAAGGGCGAGCCAGCGCCCCCCAACGGCUUUGACAAGUCAAUGCACCUGCAGAAGUUUGAGAGUAUUUUGUACGUCCGCGCGAAAACGGAGUCCACCGACACCGGGACGGAUGACGUGAUGAACCAACGCAUGUCCAUAAACGUGUAUGAGCUGGAUCGCGCCUUUCCCUCAACGACGAGCGCUAUUGAUGUCUGCAGGCUCGAAACGUCGCUGCUGAACGCCUACGAAACGGUAGUAGAAACUUUGCGACAGCGCACGGUGGCGAUUGAGCAGGCGCCUGAAACUGACACGCUCAUCACGGUGCUGCGGGAGGCGCUCUCGCCGAUGGGGAUCGCGCCCCCGGGCGCCUACAUGAAGGAGGUGAUCUCCGCCAUGGGCGGCAACAGCGAGGUCGUGGAGGCCGUCAAGUCACUCAGCGCGGCGGCGCGGAAGAAGUUGUCGGUGUGCGAAAAACGAAACGUGCUCGUUUCGCAGUCUGAGGACUACGCGCUCGUGCUGAAGGCGGUGACGGAUAUGGAGUGCUGCCUCAUCGCCGUGGUGGAUUCUCCUCGUGAGCAGUAUGAAUAG